Microcebus murinus (gray mouse lemur) is the source of this 1980-nucleotide messenger RNA. Lineage: Eukaryota; Metazoa; Chordata; Mammalia; Primates; Cheirogaleidae. The record is from RefSeq and is a predicted model, not a curated record.
AAAAAAAAAAAGGACAAUGGAAAGCAUACGAAAUAAAAUCAUCAGCUAAGAAGCUAGGUGGCGUCAAAGGUCUGGGCAAAAGGCGUUAGGGCCGCACCGUUACACUCAGAAGUAAAGAGAGGUAACUAGCCGAAACAUCGUUAAAUGUGUUAAUUCAAUACUUGGUGACCAGAAAUCCACACGGCAGGCUAAUUCGUCUGAACCCAGACUGAAGGGUUAGGGCUUGCAUUUACAGUCCAAGUUUCUGAAACUCGCUGGGUUUCAUGAAUCAACUGACUUUUUUAACACAGAUUUCCAGACGGCUCCCCUGUAGAUCCCGAUUCCGUGCGUCUGGGAAGAGGCCUGGCAAUCAGCAUGUCACGGGUUCGGUGCCGCCCAGUGCUACUCGGCAAAGAGAAACCCUUCCCCGCCUGGCAAAGGACCUGACGCUGGCGGGCAUCGGGAACUACGCGGUCAGCCCGGGACACCGGCUCUGGGAAGCGCCCCACGGGGUGGUAGGUAGGAACCCAAUCAAACAAGCCUGUGGUCACUCCUCUUCCCCGAACCUGGCCUCCUCAGCUCUUGCGGGGAGACACUCCUGAGGGUUCCCUAACAGCCUAAGACUAAGAGUAAACUAUUACCACACUACAGGAUUCGCUCUUGGCCACUAAACGCCGCGGGAACCCACCGCUGGCACCGCCCCCCACCGCCUUCCUCGCGUGCUUCUUCCCUUUCCCUGGGUGAACGGGAAGAGAAGACACGCGAGAUGCAGGCAUGGGGCAUGGCCCCACUCUGACCAAUGGAAAGUGAGGGCGUGGCUCAGAGCCUUUCUUUCAUUGGCCCAGGGUCCCAAGCCGCCCUGCUUGGGCGCGCAGGCGCGGAAGUCGCUCGGGCGCCUGAAAGCGCUGCCAGGUUUAAGUCCGCCUACUCGGCUGCCGCCAUCAUGGUGCGGAAGCUUAAGUUCCACGAGCAGAAACUGUUGAAGCAGGUGGACUUCCUAAACUGGGAGGUCACCGACCACAACCUGCACGAGCUGCGAGUCCUGCGGCGCUAUCGGCUGCAGCGGCGCGAGGACUACACGCGCUACAACCAGCUGAGCCGUGAGGUGCGCGAGCUGGCGCGGCGCCUGCGCGACCUGCCUGAGCGCGAUCCGUUCCGCGUGCGCGCCUCGGCCGCGCUGCUGGACAAGCUGUAUGCUCUCGGCCUGGUGCCCACGCGCGGCUCGCUGGAGCUCUGCAACUUCGUCACGGCCUCGUCCUUCUGCCGCCGCCGCCUGCCUACUGUGCUUCUCAAGCUGCGCAUGGCGCAGCACCUCCAGGCUGCCGUGGCCUUCGUGGAGCAAGGCCACGUGCGCGUGGGCCCUGACGUGGUGACUGACCCCGCCUUCCUUGUCACGCGCAGCAUGGAGGACUUUGUCACUUGGGUCGACUCCUCCAAGAUCAAGCGGCAUGUGCUGGAGUACAAUGAGGAGCGCGAUGAUUUCGAUCUGGAAGCCUAGCCGGUCUCCGUCUCUCCAUGGCUGCUGCUUACAGAUGGGAACACUGAGGCCUGAUGCUGGAGAUUCUGGGAGGGUCGUAGGUUUUUACUAACUUGGUUCUUCAACUGCAGGCUUUGCAACAGAGCCAAGAGAGGUGCGUCCCUAUUUCCCAGAAAAUGCUCUUGGAACUUGGACUACUGAUAAUUAAAUGACCGUACCUUGGGAAACACGGGGAAGUGUUUUUGUGCUCCCCUGGGUAAUUGUUAACUUCUUGUGCCCGAAACAUUGUAAUGUGAAAGCAAGAACUACUCCCCCGACCCCUACCUCCGUUUCCCUUUAUCGUCUUGUAGCAGGACUGGUUCAAUUUAUUUAACUCGAAUUCUUGCUUCUGGCCGUGUACAGAUAGAGAGUUUGGGCUCAAGUUUUCGUUAAAUGGAUGAGACUUCAGUGUUGAGGGCCUCCUCCCUCGUUUAAAGGAAUGCUUUCCUAAUGCCAAUAAAUGGCCCAACUGCUUGUAAGUGCAA